Messenger RNA from Westerdykella ornata, 1805 nucleotides. RefSeq lists its product as uncharacterized. Gene Ontology annotation, biological process: poly(A)+ mRNA export from nucleus. The transcript has 3 exons. Gene Ontology annotation, cellular component: nucleus. The coding region runs from base 76 to 1422 and encodes 448 amino acids. The record is from RefSeq and is a predicted model, not a curated record. Lineage: Eukaryota; Fungi; Ascomycota; Dothideomycetes; Pleosporales; Sporormiaceae.
CUCUCCCUCUCAAUCAACUACUUACUCUGCUUGACAUCCAUCCAUCCUGCGCCCAGCACACGGAAUUCUUGAGCCAUGGAGGACGUCGAAUUCACGCGCUCUCACUCGAAUUCUCCUCUCCCCGAAGCCGGUCAUGAUCCUGGCGACCCUCUGCGCCCCGAGAUUGACGAGGAGAACUCCACCCCAAACCCUCCUAUCACCGACCCACAGCUAGAUAUGGAAGUUCAGGAAGACGACGAGAAAGGAAUUCUACCUGAUCAACAGGACAUCGAAGAAGCUGGCCUCUCUGAUAAUGAAUCCGCACUCUCCGAGGUCGAUGAGGCGCAGUUUGAGGACUUCGAUAUUGGUGAUAUUGCCGUGCAAGAGCGCCCGGCGCAAAUCAUCGAUGACACCAACCUCAACUUGAUUGGAGUCCAUAAGAGAAAGCGUGCGGAAGGAGAAGGGGAGGCACCCAAAAAGAAGAAGAAGAGAGCGGACAAGCCGCGAAGAAAGAAGGCCAAGGACAAUGAAGGUGCCGCCGGCGAUGAGACUGGUGCCCGGAAAACUAGAAAGUCCCGGAGAGAAGGUAGAGUCAGGGGAGCCAGUCCAGAUGAAGUCGCCGAGGAGCAGCUUAGUCCUGAAGAAAUCCGGAAGCGCGCGCUUGAUCGCGCCAUGGAUGAGGCCGUGAGGACGACCACUCGUCGACGUAAGAUGGCCGGUGUUGACUUAGAAGGCAUGGCCGACGAAGAGAUUGCACAAAUGUAUACGGAGAUGGUCAAAGCUGCCCAGGCCGACAAUCAGGGCCGUGAGCGUGGUGAACCAGCACGUCACAAACUACAACUUCUGCCACGGGUCAUGACUCUUCUGAACAAGCAAAACCUCAGAGAGAACAUUGUCGAUCCGGACACUAAUCUUCUCCAAGCGAUCAAGUUCUUCCUUGAGCCUCUAAACGACGGCAGUCUACCGGCGUACGACAUACAAAAGGAGCUUUUUGGUGCUCUAGCGAAGCUGCCUAUCAACAAGGACAGCCUGAUUGCUUCUGGGAUUGGCAAGGUCAUCAUAUUCUACAUCAAGAGCAAGCGACCGGAGCCCGCCAUCAAGCGUCAAGCCGAGCGUUUGUUCACGGAUUGGACUCGCCCAAUUCUUCGGCGGUCGGAUGAUUACCGCAAGAAGCAGUUCAAGACAGUCGACUAUGAUCCAACUAAAUCCUCCGUGACCCGGAACACGAGACCUGCGGAUAGCCAGGCUGCGGCCGCACGUGCUAAAGCUCUCGAGGCUCCUCGUGCAUAUCAACGUGCUCGCAUGGAGGGCGGACCGACCACCUACACGGUCGUUCCCAAGAGUAACUUUAUCGCUAAUAAUGAGACGGGGAGACGGUCCUACGCUGGCGGAGAGGAUAUUCUCAAACGAAUGAAGGCGCGCACAGGUCGAGGCGGGCGGUAAAAGCCCCAGGACCCUUCGUCGGGUGUACUGCGUGUAUCGCUGGGGAAAAAGGGCGCACAUUUGUCGAGGUUCGGAGUUAGGCACUGGGGCAAGGUCGGCUCGGUCCAUUCACAUCAGAUUGCUGGAGAUAUCCUUAGGGCAGAGGUGCAUGGUUGGCGUUCCAGGUUCAGCGCAACUUAGAACUGCUGUGUAGGUCAAUUAUCAGUCUUCUCUUUUCUUCCGGGUCAAGCCGUGAAAAUCCGCCCUAGCAUUCCAAAGUUGAUAUUGUCCUCAACGUUUAGGUACACGAUAAUCCGGGUUUUUGUCGCAAUUGCUCGUUCGGACAUCAUUUGUUGGCGGCUGCAUGGUGAAGGAGGCCAUUCGAGAGAUUGCUUCGAUCUGCU